Messenger RNA from Salvia splendens (bonfire salvia), 966 nucleotides. RefSeq names its product rho GDP-dissociation inhibitor 1. Gene Ontology annotation, molecular function: protein binding; Rho GDP-dissociation inhibitor activity. The transcript has 6 exons. Lineage: Eukaryota; Viridiplantae; Streptophyta; Magnoliopsida; Lamiales; Lamiaceae. Gene Ontology annotation, cellular component: cytosol; membrane; cytoplasm. Gene Ontology annotation, biological process: Rho protein signal transduction. The record is from RefSeq and is a predicted model, not a curated record. The coding region runs from base 162 to 812 and encodes 216 amino acids.
CCACCCUCUUCUCUUUACACUUUACCAUCACCUUAAUUUCCCAUUCUUCAUUUUCCUAGAAUUUUGUGUCAUAAACAUUAUUUUUGCUAGCUUUUCUUGUCCGGACGAAGGAAGAUUGUGGGGGACAUUGAGGUGUAGUAUCAUUAUUUUGAUAUAAAAAAAUGGGAUCGGAUUCAGACAGAGAUCCCGACAUAGAAUCUGAGUCGGAGGGAAAGGUAAGCAGGCAACAUAGUCAAUCUUCAUGCCCUACCGAAGAUGAUGAUGAGUUGAACAUACAUUUGGGCCCAAAAGUUAGUCUCAAAGAACAUCUCGAGAAAGACAAGGAUGACGAGAGCUUAAGGAGGUGGAAGGAACAACUGAUUGGAAGUGUUGAUGCUAGUGCCGUUGAAGAGAAUCAAGAACAAGAUGUAAAAAUCUUGAGCCUAGCAAUCGCUACGUCGGGAAGGGCGGAUAUGUUGCUUCCCAUCCCGGAAGGGGAAAACCCUAAAGGGUUGUGGUUUACGCUCAAGGAAGGGAGCAUUUACCACCUCAAAUUCACCAUCAAAGUCAGCAACGACAUCGUUUGCGGUCUCAAAUAUACCAACACUGUUUGGAAGACUGGAAUUAAAGUUGAUAGCUCCAAAGAAAUGCUUGGAACCUUUAGUCCUCAAGCAGACCCUUACACACAUGAAAUGCCCGAAGAGACUACUCCUGCUGGCAUUUUUGCUAGAGGACAAUACACUGCUAGAUCUAAGUUUGUAGAUGAUGACAACAAGUGCUACUUGGACAUCAACUACACUUUUGACAUCCAGAAAGAUUGGGCCAAACAUUAACCUUUUGUCUGUGCCAACAAAUCAUCACUCCUCAUUAUUGGAAGCAAAUUUGUCUUCAUUUAUCUGAAUAUGUUUAGCUUUUACUAUUACUGGAUUGCACACAAGUGUGUGAGUAUUCGUCGUUAGUUACAUAUGUAUAGUUGAACAAUUACAA